Peromyscus leucopus (white-footed mouse) is the source of this 637-nucleotide messenger RNA. RefSeq names its product ubiquitin-conjugating enzyme E2 E1-like. Gene Ontology annotation, biological process: protein polyubiquitination. The coding region runs from base 54 to 548 and encodes 164 amino acids. Gene Ontology annotation, cellular component: nucleus. The transcript has a single exon. The record is from RefSeq and is a predicted model, not a curated record. Gene Ontology annotation, molecular function: ubiquitin conjugating enzyme activity. Lineage: Eukaryota; Metazoa; Chordata; Mammalia; Rodentia; Cricetidae.
GCAGCCAGACACAAAGAGAGGGGCCGUUCGCGGGGUGGGGUGGGGGGUUCGCUAUGUCGGAUGACGAUUCGAGGGCCAGCACCAGCUCCUCUUCAUCUUCAUCCUCCAACCAGCAGACCGAGAAGAAGGAGAGUAAAGUCAGCAUGAGCAAAAACUCGAAGCUCCUCUCCACCAGCGCCAAGAGGAUCCAGAAGGAGCUGGCAGACAUCACUUUAGACCCUCCACCAAACUGCAGUGCUGGUCCCAAAGGUGACAACAUCUAUGAGUGGAGAUCAACCAUUCUCGGGCCUCCGGGGUCUGUGUAUGAAGGUGGUGUAUUCUUCCUUGAUAUCACAUUUACACCAGAAUAUCCCUUUAAGCCUCCAAAGGUUACGUUUCGUACAAGAAUUUAUCACUGUAAUAUUAAUAGCCAAGGAGUUAUUUGCUUGGACAUAUUGAAAGACAACUGGAGCCCAGCACUAACCAUCUCGAAAGUCCUCCUCUCUAUCUGCUCACUCCUUACAGACUGCAACCCUGCUGACCCUUUGGUGGGAAGUAUUGCCACUUAGUAUAUGACCAACAGAGCAGAACACGACAGAAUGGCCAGACAGUGGACCAAGAGAUACGCUAUAUAAACUGGGUUUUCAGUUCUUACAUU